GACGUCUAGCUUACCCAUACAUCAAAAUACAUAGUCAAAUACUCCAAAUCAAAGUGGCACAUGGUAUACAGUUCAAAUCCAAUCUUCCAAUUAUCAAGCAAUUUGAGUAUCAACCCUCAAUAAUGUCUUCCUCGCCGUCUACCUAUCCUACUUCAAGCUACACCCCUCACCGAAACUCUCAAUCCUACUCUGGUAUAGAUCCAGAUGCACCACCACCACCGCCGCCUAAACCAAAUUCCCGAGAUGUGAGUCGUCAAGGUACACCUGCGGGAACUGGAAAUCAAUCAUUUCCUAGACCUGGAGAAUCAUCAGUGCAAUACGAAGGGAGACAAGAAACUGUUUCACGAGAACAACCACAACAAAUACAAGAUCCGGGAGAUCAAUGGCUUCCGAAAAUAUUGAUGGAUAAAUCGAAACAAGACCUCGCAUCCGCAUUAUCCAACCCUGCCCUUCUAGCCGCCCUCACUCAUUCAACAUCUACCGCACAUCCAUCCAUUUCCACGUCACAAGAACCAUUAAAAUCUGCAUUGGAUGAUAAUAUCGCGCUAGCAACCCAUCUAUUGGAGCUUGAGUCUCGACUUGAUCAUCUGCGCUCCUCGACACAAGCUCAAUUAUUAUCUACACAUGCACUGGAACGUCAAUGGAAACAAAAACAAUCCGAGAUGGAUAGAACGUUAGCCCCCUUCUCCCCGAGCUCAUUAUAUCAGAGAUUAGGACAAGGUGUUCAGGAACAAGAAAUGAUAUGUAGGGCAAUGGAAGAGAGCUUUCUAGAGGGUGAUGGGGUUGCUACAGAAAGGGAAGCUAGUGAUUGGGUUAGAAAGUAUAGGGAGUCGAAGAAAGUUUAUUAUUCUAGAAGAGAAAGGAAAGACAGAUGGGAUGAAGGAAGAGUUGGGGGUUGGAGAUGAUGUGGGGGGUUGGAGAUGUAUCAUUCACUUGGAACCUUGAGCGACGAGCAUUUACUUGCUACUUGCGACGAAACGACUAUCUGGAUAUACAACACGUCCUCCAUAACGGUCAGGAAUCUUUGGAGUACCAUACUGCAGGCCACAGGUUGUCACUGGUAAAACAGUUCAAAAACAUAGUACUGCGCCGUUGAUAAAAGGCAUAGAGACGUCGGGUGUGAUAUAAGAGGCUGAAAAUGAAAGGACAUUAUAUUUCCCGGCGAGAAACUACGUAUGUCGAAACAGGGAGUACGAGACGAUAAACAAAUACCGGCAUACAAGAACGUCGUGGUUUGGUAACGUUUAUGUACAUAUCCUCGGUUGGCUUCCACGAAUUCUCACAGGUGACGAAUUAUGAAACAUGGUUUGUGCUACAUCAGGAAUGAAGGCGAUAGAGAAGAAGUAUAGUAUAUCAAUACAUUGUGCACAGGACAGGAUAGAAAUCGUGGAGACGUGGGGAUUUAAAAAUGGACGUGGAGAAAUGGAGGGGAACUCACCCGGUCCUGGAUGAAAGACAUUAAUCAAUCCAAUAACGCAAUAUCGGCAAUCAUCCACACUUCCCCGGCUCCUUAAAGAACCAAGAUUUAUUACCUUUAGUAUUGUACGACUGAUUGGAGAGUUUGAUAAGAGCCAAGGAAAUUCAAAUCAUGGUAAAGGUCCGAAUAGAUGUGGUCGAUGCCCAAUUAAAGACAAGAAAUGCAACUACCGGGAGAGGGGAAAGAUUGGUGAGAUGGUAUCUUGUGUUACAUGUUUGGGCUAAAGAUGGAUGCGGCGAAACUUUAUCUCUCUUGAAGGCAGUUCGUGGUAUGAUUUGUGGUAUGAAAAGUAGCAAAGACGCAGUACGAGGGUAGAUUAUGCAGUGUAAACGUGUGAAUCGGGCGGGUAUUUCCGUUCACACUAGACAUUUUGCCUGAAUGCUUAGCGAGAUGUCGGGUGUUUUCUUCAAGAUUUGCCAAAGUGGUUAUUGUGUUACGUUUUUGGGGGGAGGGGGUGUUCUAAUGCAAUUGGGGUUGGUUGGGGGAACACAACAGUAGAUAGAUUAGAUUAGUUCUUGGAGAGAUCCCGAGGUAUUGUAACGUUAAUUACAGCUGCUGUAAGCA
Messenger RNA from Botrytis cinerea B05.10, 2041 nucleotides. RefSeq lists its product as hypothetical. Lineage: Eukaryota; Fungi; Ascomycota; Leotiomycetes; Helotiales; Sclerotiniaceae. Bases 123 to 905 code for a protein of 260 amino acids. The record is from RefSeq and is a predicted model, not a curated record. The transcript has 2 exons. Gene Ontology annotation, biological process: protein targeting to vacuole; protein targeting to membrane; ubiquitin-dependent protein catabolic process via the multivesicular body sorting pathway. Gene Ontology annotation, cellular component: ESCRT I complex.